This is a messenger RNA of Centrocercus urophasianus (Greater sage-grouse), 3231 nucleotides long. RefSeq names its product kinesin family member 3C (gene KIF3C). Gene Ontology annotation, molecular function: ATP binding; microtubule motor activity; microtubule binding. The record is from RefSeq and is a predicted model, not a curated record. Gene Ontology annotation, biological process: microtubule-based movement. The coding region runs from base 1 to 2250 and encodes 749 amino acids. Lineage: Eukaryota; Metazoa; Chordata; Aves; Galliformes; Phasianidae. The transcript has 8 exons.
AUGGCCGGGAGGACGCGGAGCGGCGAAGCGCUGCGGGUGGUGGCCCGGUGCCGCCCCAUGAGCCGGCGGGAGGAGGCUGCGGGCUGCGAGCGCGUCCUGGAGCUGGAGGUGAAGCUGGGCCGGGUGACCAUCCGCAACCCCCGCGCCGCUCCCGGAGAGCUGCCCAAGACUUUCACCUUCGACGCCGUCUACGACGCCAGCUCCAAGCAGGCUGAUCUGUACGACGAGACGGUGCGGCCGCUGGUGGACUCGGUGCUGCGAGGGUUCAACGGCACCGUGCUGGCCUACGGGCAGACGGGCACCGGCAAGACCUACACCAUGCAGGGAGCGUGGGGGGACCCCGAGACGCGCGGCAUCAUCCCCAGCUCCUUCGAGCACAUCUUCACGCACAUCUCGCGCUCGCAGAACCAGCAGUACUUGGUGCGCGCCUCCUACCUGGAGAUCUACCAGGAGGAGAUCCGCGAUCUGUUGGCCAAGGACCAGAGCAAGAAGUUGGAGCUGAAGGAAAACCCCGAGACGGGUGUCUACAUCAAGGACCUCUCCUCCUUCGUCACCAAGAACGUGAAGGAGAUCGAACACGUGAUGAACCUGGGUAGCCAGGCGCGUUCGGUGGGCAGCACCAACAUGAACGAGCGCAGCUCCCGCUCGCACGCCAUCUUCCUCAUCACGGUGGAGUGCAGCGAGACGGGGCCGGACGGCCACGAGCACAUCCGUGUCGGGAAGCUCAACCUGGUGGACCUGGCGGGCAGCGAGCGGCAGAGCAAAACGGGCGGCCCAGGCGAGCGGCCCAAAGAGGCCUCCAAGAUCAACCUGUCCCUCUCCGCUUUGGGCAACGUCAUCUCGGCGCUGGUGGAUGGCAAAAGCACGCACGUCCCAUACCGGGACUCCAAGCUGACCCGCUUGCUGCAGGACUCGCUGGGCGGCAAUGCCAAGACCAUCAUGGUGGCCACCUUGGGCCCGGCGUCGCACAGUUACGAGGAGAGCCUCUCCACCCUCCGGUUCGCCAACAGGGCCAAGAACAUCAAGAACAAACCCCGGGUGAACGAGGACCCCAAGGAUACAUUGCUGCGGGAGUUCCAGGAGGAGAUCGUGAGGCUGAAGGCGCAGCUGGAGAGGCGCGGCAUGCUGAGCAAGAAGAGGAGGAGGAGCAGCCGGAGGAAGAAGGCGGCGGAUGGGGAGACGGUGCAGGAGAACGAAGGGGAGGAUGACAAUGAAGAUGGGCUGGAGAAGAACAUGGAGAACUACCUGCAGGAGCAGAAGGAGAGGCUGGAAGAGGAGAAGGCUGCUAUCCGCGAUGACCACAGCCUGGUGAGCGAGGAGAAGCAGAAGCUGCUGGAGGAGAAGGAGAAGAUGAUCGAGGACCUGCGGAAGGAGCAGGAGGCCACGGAGCUGCUGGCCACCAAGUACAAGGCCAUGGAGAGCAAGCUGCUGAUCGGCGGCAGGACCAUCGUGGACCACACCAAUGAGCAGCAGAAGAUGCUGGAGCUGAAGCGGCAAGAGAUAGCUGAGCAGAAACGCCGUGAGAGGGAGAUGCAGCAGGAGAUGCUGCUGCGGGAUGAGGAGACCAUGGAGCUGCGGGAGACCUACACAUCCCUGCAACAGGAGGUGGAGAUCAAGACCAAGAAACUGAAGAAGCUGUACGCCAAGCUGCAGGCUGUGAAGGCAGAGAUCCAGGACCAGCACGACGAGUACAUCCGCGUGCGGCAGGACCUGGAGGAGGCACAGAACGAGCAGACACGGGAGCUGAAGCUCAAGUACCUGAUCAUCGAGAAUUUCAUCCCACCAGAGGAGAAGAACAAGAUCAUGAACCGCCUCUACUUCGACUGUGAGGAGGACCAGUGGAAGUUCCAGCCACUGGUGCCGGCUGGCGGGAACAGCAACCAAAUGAAGAAGAGGCCAACCUCUGCAGUGGGGUACAAGAGACCCAUCAGCCAGUACGCCCGCGUGGCCAUGGCCAUGGGGUCGCAUCCGCGGUAUCGGGCUGAGAACAUCAUGUUCCUGGAGCUGGACCUCUCCCCUCCGGCAGUGUUUGAGUUUGAACGGAGCCGGGACCCGGCCGAGCAGGACCCACGGGCUCUGCACCUGGAGAGGCUGAUGCACCUGGACAGCAUCCUGGAGCGGCCGGCAGCCUCCCGGGUGAGGAAGUCCCGCUCCUGGUGCCAGACACCACGGUCGCUGCCAUCCUCCACUACACACGCGUCCCUUGCUGCCAGCUCCCCACGCACCUCUGCGACACCGGCACAGGAAUGAUGGCCCCAGGACCCCCAGUCCCAGGAUUCCCGACCCCAGGACCCCUAACCCCAGGACCUUCUGACCCCAGGACUGAGGCCACCUCUGCUCCAGGGCUGAACAGUGUCCCCAGCAGCAGCAUCCUACCGCCUUCAGCUACUUAUGUGCACUGUAUGUGUGUGAGAUGCUCCCUGCGGCUCUGAGACCAUGGGAGCUGCCCUCUUCAUCCUCCUUCCCCAACACACCCCUCCCAAGUCUGGAUCUGUCACUUUAUUUAUUUAAUGUAUUUAUUUAUGGAGUGGUUGGCGAGCAGCUGGAAUGUGCUCUCGCAGGACACCGAGCUGGGUCAGCUCUGGUGCUCUGAGCCCCCCUGGACCCCAUUGGCUUUGACACAAGAUGAGGUGGCUCCAGACACUCCUUGCUGUGUUCAUUGGAUCUCGAGUUUGCCAUAUAAUUCGUGCUUGUGGCAACUCCUGCAAGACUUCAGAGACUUCCCAAUGGCAGACCCUUGUGCUGAACUUGUCCAAGACCACAAGGAACACUCUGGACUGCAUCGGCAUUGGUGGCAGUGAUGUCUCACUGAUGUCUGGGCACAGCUGUCACUCCACAAAUGCCAGCUCUGUGCACCAAGUGGGCUGACAGAUUCACCAACCAAGUCAGCCCAGCGCAGCUCUCCUCUGGAUAGUGCUGCACAGAGGUCACUUGGGGUCUGGAGGACAUUUGGUGAUUUUAUGGGUUGUGGAGGGAGAGCUAAUGAAUGUGAAACGGGUAAUGGAUAGGAGAGGGGUGAGCAGUGAGGCUCCUCUGUCCAGCACAGAGCAAUCUGAAACCCAUCAAAAGCAGCAUCUGCAGUUGCUAGGAGAUUGAGUUGUGCUACAGCAUCCUGAUGAAUGAGGGAGCGGCCUCGUCGUCCAGGAGGAAAGACAUGGGUCUGCAAAGGGAAGGGUGCUGGAGCUAAUCCCUGGGUGGGCAAGCUAAGAGAUUACGGGUGGGGGCAGUGUU